AUGUCUCGAACCGAAAGCACUCCGGAUCAUAUUGUACCCCCGUGGACGAAGCAUGCUGAGAUGCUUGGGGACAGUAAAAUGGUACUGUUUUUGUAG
Molecule: messenger RNA, 96 nt
Organism: Anisakis simplex (herring worm)
Lineage: Eukaryota; Metazoa; Nematoda; Chromadorea; Rhabditida; Anisakidae
Source: the annotation of a GenBank genome assembly